CUCUCAAUCUGAAUCUCUAGCGGGCGACUAACCUCCACCGGAGUAGACAGAUUGAGGCCCUAAGAACAAAACCUCCACUACAGGAGUAAAUCCGGUACAGAAUAGUGAGUUGGCUCCUCGACUAAAGUCACCAACUCCCUACCUUCAAUCAAGGAUACUCUAUUAACCUAGGCAUAUAUUCUCAUUCUAGGUUAAAGCGGAAACAACAGGAAUUUGAUCAGGAUUCAAGUCAUUCAAUCAUUAAAACCUCAAUCGAAUAUAAUCAAUCACAGAAUCAGUACUUGGGUUCAUACAAUCAAAGCCUAACAUACAAAUCUAGGGUUCUCCAUACCCAGAUGAAUGGGAGAACUACUCCAUAGAGAAGAAAGCAAAAGCAGAAUCAGACACGGAAUUCAUACUGCGAAGGAUGGAUUCCUGCUUCUGGACGUUGAUUGGCACUUCUCCAAGCUCAAGCUGGCCUCCAAUGGUGUUGAAGAUCAAUCUAGGGCACUUGGAGACUCUUGUUCGUCGCUUUCUCUCUCUAGAAAUCGCUCUCUUUCUCCAAAACCCGAAUCCUCACGAAUUGUGGCUGAAAUUCUGCUUAAAAGGAGAAAAUCCCGACUCACACGGCCAGGGUGGCACGGCCGUGCAGCUCACCCAGUUGCCCGUGUGAGUCAAAACGCAUCAUUUCAUUUAGUUCGAAUUCCAGGCUCUUUGCACGGCCAGAAUGGCACGGCCGUGUGGACAUCCCCUCAUGCCCGUGUUUGCUCUCGCAGAAUGUGGCACGGCCAACCCGGCCACUUGCACGGCCGUGUCGAUCCUCUGCUCUGCCCGUGUGUACUCUCGGCAAAACUCGCACGGCCAGGCCAUUACUUCACACGGCCGUGCGAACAUCAGGGCAGCCCGUAUGACCUCCCUUGUGACUUGUCUCGCACGAGAUCUUCACCCAAUCGACCCCGAACUCGCUCCUAAACCUUCAUUCACUUGCCAGGACCUGAAAUAUCACAAACAAGCACAACCUAGCGUGAAAUCGGUCUAAAACACGAGAAACCACAUCUCAAACGGUGUAAGAACAGGGGUGAAAACAUGUGUAACUAACGGUCUAUCAGAAGACUCACUCGGGAAUGAGUCCCCCUAGCUCCUUAGUUAGGUCAAGGUUGUAAUUACCCUGGGUUGAUUAACUGUUGAUUAAACUGCGGAAGAUCCGACAGUACCUUGGAAUCUCUUAAGCUGACCAAGCUCUCUCAAGCAGACUAACCGGCAGGCGACUAGCCUUCACCGAGAUAGACUGCUGACGCAAUGAACACAGAACUCAACUACUGGAAUUGGAUUCUGACACGCUAAAACACAACACCAAACUGCGAUUAAGUGUAAUCGCAGUCCGGAAAUGCAGUAAGAGGCAAGCUCUAUUUGUCAACCCGGGGUCUAGAUCUACUGCCUACUCCAUGAAUAUCUAUUAUCUAGCAAACUAAGUCGAGUGAUUGUGAUUUUAACUAAAAGCAGUAAGAAAGCAGGAAAUGGUUUGGUUUUCUAAAGCAAGGGAAGAGUCACUCGGGAAUGAGUCCCCCUAGCUCCUUAGUUAGGUCACAGUUGUAUUUACCCUAGGUUGAUUAAUUGUUGAUUAAACUGGGGAAGAUCCGACGGUAGCUUGGAAUCUCUUAAACUGACCAAGCCCUCUCAGUCCAACAACUCGGCAGACAACUAGUCUUCACCGAGAUAGAAAGCUGAGGCUAUCAACGCAGAACUCCACUACUGGAAUUGGAUUCCAGUACAAAGCAGUAAAUCGAUUAACUCUUGUAUAAUCAAUCUACCACUACCGAUUGAUGAAGCUCUAACAACUUAAUCAGAUUCUAUCUAUCUCAGGUCGCAGCAAAAAUCAAGAAAAGAUGAUCAGACUUCAAUUUACUAAUUGAAUCAUGCAUCAAUCGAUUAAAAUCAAACAAUAUAACAAUCCCAAGUCAUUACAAUCAAGAUCCCUAACACAUGGAACUAGGGUUCUUCAUACCCAAGUGAGAGAAAGUUCUACUCCAUAGAGAGAAGAGAGAGAGAGAGAGAGGAAAGCAGUAAUCAGAGUAGUCAUACUCAUAAAGAUGAGGAUAAUCUGCUCCGGGAUGAUGAUCUUCACUCCUAGGGAUGCAAUCUGGGCUUCAAUGGUGAGAAAUCCACUCCAAAUAGCUCAUAGGGUUUGUUCUUCGCACUUUCGCUCUCUAAAACUUUGUUUUUGCUCUAAAAAGUCUAUUCCAACUCCUUUGGCUCGAAAUUGGGUUAAAACCCAGAAUUUCCCGACCACACGGCCGUGUGGCUUUCUGGUCUGCCCGUGUGGAUGUGAAAACGCCGCGUUUCGAUUAGUGGACUUUAGGAACGCUGCACGGCCCGAGGCACACGGCCGUGUGAAUUUCCAGUCUGGCCGUGUGAGCCCCCUGGACUUUCCACACGGCCACAAGGGGUCCAAUACACGGCCAGUGUGGCUUGGUCGUGUAAUGGGAUUCCACACGGCCAAGUCACACGGCCGUGUGGAAUUUAGGUCUGCCCUUGUGGAAUUUCCAGCUUUUCAUCAAACGUUCCAACUUCGUCCAUUUGACCCCAAACUCGUGCCCAAACCUUCCUUCACGUACUAGGACCUGAAAUAUCACAAACAAGAACGACCUAGUGUGAAAUCGGCCUAAAACACUAGAGAUGAGACUCAAACGGUACAGGAAUGGUGGAGAAAAACAUGUGUAAAUAUCAAGUCAUCAGAUUCCAGUACAAAGCAGUAAAUCAAUUAACUCUCGUAUAACUAAUCUACCACUACCGAUUGAUGAAGCUCUAACAACCUAAUCAGAUUCUAUCUAUCUCAGGUUGCAGCAGAAAUCAAGAAAAGAUGAUCACGCUU
Linum trigynum is the source of this 2851-nucleotide messenger RNA. The record is from the annotation of a GenBank genome assembly. Lineage: Eukaryota; Viridiplantae; Streptophyta; Magnoliopsida; Malpighiales; Linaceae.